Messenger RNA from Penicillium longicatenatum, 552 nucleotides. RefSeq lists its product as uncharacterized. The record is from RefSeq and is a predicted model, not a curated record. The coding region runs from base 1 to 552 and encodes 183 amino acids. NCBI's taxonomy places the organism in Eukaryota, Fungi, Ascomycota, Eurotiomycetes, Eurotiales, Aspergillaceae. The transcript has a single exon. Gene Ontology annotation, biological process: protein histidyl modification to diphthamide. Gene Ontology annotation, molecular function: metal ion binding.
AUGACCGAGUCGUCGGUCGACUAUUACCGGGUCCUUGAGCUCCCCUUCUCGAGCAACUCUACCACCCCCCUAUCGAAUCUGCAGAUCAAACUCGCCUACCACAAAGCACUCCUUAAACACCACCCAGAUAAAGCCGGCGCCGUCGCACAACACUCGAGCACCGCAAGUUCGGCCUCUGCAACCUCGAAAUUUCCCUCGUCAAAGGGUGAUCAGCGAUCUUAUACCAUCGAUGAGAUUACAUCGGCUUACAAAACACUCUCCGAUCCGCAGUUGCGUGCAGAAUACGAUCGCUCGCUUCGGCUAAACCGCUCAAAGUUUGCGGAGGACAGCACCGAAGUGUUCCAUACGGGUCUGGAGACGGUGGAUCUAGAUGACAUGGAUUAUGACGAGGAGGACGGCUCCUGGUAUCGUGGCUGCCGAUGUGGGGAUGAGAGAGGAUUCUCGGUGACAGAGGCGCAUCUGGAGUCAAGUAUGGAUCAUGGAGAGGUCGUCAUCGGAUGCGUGGGGUGUAGUCUUUACAUGAAAAUCCUCUUUGCUGCCGAAGAUGGCUGA